CGCGACGAUGGUGUACGAGGUCCGGCUGAAGCUCGGGACGGACGAAGAGGGCGUGUUAUGGCCGCGCCGCCCGCAGGUCGGUCCGUCGGGUCUCCUCGGUUGCAUGCGCAACCUCCCUCUCCGGACAUACAAGGCCACCGAGACGUCGGACGCCGGCGCGAGCACGGGCUGGGCCCGCUUUCGCUGCGUCGCCUUCUCGGCCGGCGGCGACGUCUUUGCGGCCGUCGACGAGAAAGGCCGCGUCUUUGCCUUCUUUCCGACGCGCAACCGUUAUGCGCUCGUGUGCCACUUGGGCACGCCAGCGCUCGAAUGCGCCUUUAGCCCGCAGCAGCGCGCCGAGCUUCUCGUGACAUGCGAAGACUUGACCGUUCGCUGCGUGAACGUGCAGACAAAGGUGCUCGUGAGUACGCUACGUGGCCACCGACACGUGCCGACGUGUGUCUCGUUCCAGCGGCCGGGCCAGCUCGCGCUGACGGCGUCCGCCGACGCUGUGAUCCUCUGGGACAGCGCCGACUGGUCGCGCUAUCGGACGCUGAACGCCGGCCCUGGCGUCCAAGCCGCGCAGUUUGUAAGCAAUGGCGAGCUUGUCGCUGUGUGCUUCCGCGACGACUCGAUCUUGAUGUGGGAGCUGAGCACGCUGGCGCUCAAGUACCGCUUCUCGCUGCCCGAGUACGAGCAUCCGCCGGGCCUCACGCGCUUUAGCGUCUCGGACAACUGCCGCGCCAUCAUCGCGAGCGGCCACUCGCCCUUUAUUUACGUCUGGGAAUUUGAGUCCCAAACGCUCAUCCGCAUCAUCGAGCUGCCGGCGACCGUCCGGCGCGUCUUCCAGCACACAUUUGUGCCAUGUACGAGCACCAUCAUUAGCGUCCUCGGCGACGACGGCCAACUCAAUUUUCUCAACGUCUCGACGUCCACGCCCAAGGUGAGCCUCCAGGUCGCGCAUCGCGCCAAGGCCAUGACCCAUUUCGCCAUGGACGGGAAUGGCAAGUAUCUCGCGUGCUGCUCUAGCGACGGGUGUCUCCUCCUCUACGACCUUGACAUUGCGCGCGAGACCGCGUACGCCGUCCAGGGCAUCCGCGAGCGCGCCGAUGCCGACGACAACUACCUGCCAACGCGGUCGUCGAUCCCAACACCCCACUUGAUGGACUCGCUUUUCGGAGCACCCGUCAAAGCGUCGUACGACCCCGGUACAUCGACCGCACCGACACCGGCGACACCGGCGACUGCGACGACACCGACACCAACGACGCCGAAGACAACGGCGACGUCCAAGACACCGGUGACACCCAUCAUGUCGCGCACACCGACACCCCGGCCACCGUCGAUGAUGAUGCCGCCCAAGGACGUGGCGCUGCAGAAGCGCCGGCUCGCGCACCUGCUACGGUCCUACGAAAUGUACCCGGAGCGGUACCGCAUGCUCGCGUGGCGCUUCCUCCUCGAGCUGCCUGAGAACACGGACGCGUUCAGCCUUCUCUUGCAAAAAGGCGUGCACCCUUCGUGUCUGCAUCUCGCGCGGCAGUACCCGAUCCAGAACCAGCGGCUCUUUCGGCGGCUCCAGCGCGUGCUCUCGGCCGUUGCGCACUGGUGCCCUGCGUUCGGCGAGGUCGAGUACCUCCCCGCCUUUGUGUUUCCGUUCGUCAAGGUCUGCGAGAACAACGACGUGAUGGCGUUCGAGGUCGUUGUGUCGCUUCUACUGUUUGACGGCGUCGACUUUUUGCGCCGGUAUCCGUACCCGCCACUGCACUUGCUGCGCCUCGUGGAGAAGGAGCUCGAGCGGCGGGACCCGCAACUCUACUUGCAUUUUGUCUCGCACCAUAUUCAAGCUGACGUGUACGGCUGGUCGCUUGUCAACACGGCGUUUAGUACGGUCUUGCAGCGCCGCGACUGGCUCUAUCUGUGGGACCACCUCCUCACGCCGGGGUUUCAAGACGCUGGGCGGCUCUGGGCCGCCGUGCUCGCGUUCCUCCAACUCUCCCGCCACGUGCUCUUGGACUGCACCUCGUCGACGGCGAUUCUAGCGUACUUUGAGCAGCAGCAGACGCUCGAUAUGCGCCAGUUUGUCGACUGGAUGCGCCAGAUGAGCUUUCCGUUGCCACGUACUAAUGAAGAUGACAAAGCGUUCGUGCCGUUGCAGAAAGGAAGCUACCCCCGCUUCCAGCAUUACCCUCAUUUCGUCGUCGACUACCAGAUUCAGGAGCGCAACCGCAUUGCGCGGGAAGAAGACGACCUCGCGGCCAAGCAAGCACUCGUCGCGCAGCUCCAAGCACAAACGAAAGCACUGGACGAGGCCCAUCGCCGCUGGAUGGAAGAGAAGCAGCACUGGCUCGAGAGCGAGCAGAGCCGGCGGCUCGACGCGAUCGAGCGAGAGAAGCAGCGCAUCGUCGAGAUGAAGGUACUCGCAGCCAAGACACGCGAGCGUCGCCUGCAGCAGGAAUGCGAAGAAGCGCUCGAGCAAACGAGCAAGCUCGUCGCGGCCGAGCACGACCGGUACCGCGUCGAAAUGGACUUUGCCGCGCAAAAGCUGGCCGCGCACACGGCGCAGCAGCUCGACGACGAAGAAAUUUCGGCGCUCGAAGCCGCGGCGCGAGCGCGCGUGGCCCGCAUCGCUGACGAGCGGCUCUCGGAGGAGCGUCUCCAGCAGAUGCGCGUCGACUUUUUCGCGCAGUGUCGGCAGCAAGAGCUCGCCGACCAGAUCGUUUUCGACAGCUGGAAGCGCGAGGACCGAGACGCGGCUGCUGCGGACGAGACCAGCGUCACCCGCCGCUUUGAAGAGGCGCGCAAGAUGCAGGAAGACGCCCUCUUUGGCGAGUGGCAGCAGAAAAUGCAGCUGCAGCAGAUGGAGCGCGCGCGAACGAUGCAAGGACUUCAGCGCGCCCGCGACGGGCGACACCGAAAAGCGACAACAACCGCUGGUCUCGACAAAAGUCUCCCGCCCCUCGAGUCGCACGACGACGACGAUGGCUCGUUGCCCCUCUCGUCUCCGAGCCCUGUCGCGUCGGAUGACAGCGUUCGAUCACGGGCCCGCACCACAUCGCCACUAGUGUCGCCACCGGUGCCGCAGGCUGCGCAACAAUCAGCGCCGCCGGCAACAGAGCAACCCGUGCCGGCGGCUUCUGUCCGCGCGACUGCCGACGUUGCACCGCCAACGCCCGAGGUGCCUACAGUCGACGCACGCGGUGUCGACAGCAAGACGUCCGAGCGAGUCGAUUCGCGUUUGACGCCAGCGAUGAGUGCGAGCUCCUUGUCGUCGAUUUCGGCGUCAUCCGACCGCCAGAAGCAGCUCUUGCGCCGGGCGUUGGAGCAAGUGAGCAGCGACGAGGACGACGACGCGGCGGGUAUGUUGGACGUCCGUUCGACCUCCCGCCGCUGCAAAACCAUCGGCUCAGUGCGAUCGAGCACGACCUCAAGCCUCGAGCAGCGCCCGCUCUCCGACCUGGAGCGAGACCUCGAGGGCAUGUUCAGCGACGAUGAUGACGUUAACAGCAGCUCCCUCUCGCACCUCGAGUCACUGCUGCACUCGCCCACGCAUCGCCACAGCGUCUCGGCGCCCGUGACGCGCGCGCCGUCGCCGGACGAGCCGCCGUCCGCCCGCACCAAGCUACGCGACCUCCAAUCCAAGCUCACAUCCGAGGAGCUCCAGACGCAACGAAGCGUCGACGAAGGUCUUCUCGCGGUCGGGGAUCUCGCCGACCUCGUGCCAGUCAAGCCCACAGCGGUCGCGGUCGAGCCCUUUGAACGCGACGACGAGCAUGAGCGGCUCAUGGCCCGCGCGAAGGCGCUUCUGCGCGAACACCAGUUCCGAACCAACUAG
Saprolegnia parasitica CBS 223.65 is the source of this 3811-nucleotide messenger RNA. RefSeq lists its product as hypothetical. The record is from RefSeq and is a predicted model, not a curated record. Gene Ontology annotation, cellular component: centrosome. The transcript has 8 exons. Gene Ontology annotation, molecular function: protein binding. The coding region runs from base 8 to 3811 and encodes 1267 amino acids. NCBI's taxonomy places the organism in Eukaryota, Oomycota, Saprolegniomycetes, Saprolegniales, Saprolegniaceae.